CAAAAUGAAAUAAAUGUUGCCGAAACGGAAAAAAGCGGUUGAAUUAGCAGCACUAAAUUAGGAUGGACGAUCAAUCGGAGACAGAAAGGAGAUGCUAUUAGGGUUCAUCUUCUUCUUCUUCUUCAUUGAAACCUAAGCUUCUUUCCUCCUACUGGAAUCGUCUUUUUUCCUUUCCUGUGCAGAAAUUAGAAUGGGCAAUGCCACAGAAAAUGAGGAUGAAUCUGCUCGGCCGCUGCUUCAUCCUCCAGCCAGUGACAUGCCAAUUGAAUCACAGCUUGUUCCAGCAGAACAACUUGACCAUGCUUCUCCUACCCAUCCCGUCCCCAUGGACCAAGAUGAACCCUCUGCUAUCCCCCAUGUUAAUAAUGUGGAAUUGAAGUCCAGUCCACAACAUUCUCACUCUGAGACACCCUCCAGUGAUAAUGGCUUGGAAUUGAAGUCUAAUCUUCAAAAACCUCAGACUGAGGCCGCCCUCACUGAUGACAUGGUGACCGAUCCUCCACAAUCUCAGUGUCAUGCCGCUGCAAAUGAUAACAGUGCUGAGUUCAAGGCCAAUAUUCAACAACCUCAGGCCGUGACAGAUGCCAAUGAUAACAGUAAAGAGUUGAGGACCAAUAUUGAACAACCUCAGGCUGAAACAGUUCUCCAUGGUGACAAUAUGGAGUUGAAGACUAGUCCCCAAAACCCUCAGGCUGAGGCGGCCCCUAAUGCUAAUGAUGUGAACUUGAGAUCCAGUCCUAAACAACAUCAUACUGAAUCAGUCGAAAGUGAUGAUAGAAGUGUGGAAUUGAAAACCAGCCCUCAAGUGGAGGCAGCCCCUAAUGAUAAUGAUGUGAACCUGCGGUCAAGCCCAAAGCAGCAUCAGACUGGAGCAGCUGCUAGUGAUAAAAGUGUGGAGUUGAAAUCCGUUUCACAUGAACAUUCACAAGGUUCUCCUUACCCAAUUCCUUUAGAUGAUGAAAGGGGUUUGCUCAAGCCUGGUACUGAACCUAUUGCAGAGAGAAGACCUGAAGCCAAUGAAACGUCUGAUUACAAAUCUAAAACAUGCAGUAUUGUUGGCACCACCAUUUCAACAUGUCAUCUUGAAACUUAUAAAUCGACUCCAGAUGCUAAGGUUGAACCUUCUGAAGCAUCAGAAAAUAAAUCAGGACAUCAUGCUGGCACCCUUACUAUAGAGGAAAAUGAACCUGCUACACCUCAUGCAGGAUCUUCAAGCAUCAAAACUGAACGUGAGAACAAGAGAGAAUCGAAGAACGUAAAGGAUAAAACAGAUAUUGCUACACCUGAAAGUAAUGGCAACUCAAGCUCAAAGUACUCAUUUCUUUUGGAUGAUGAUCAUGAUGGUAAUGAGUCAGGAGCAGAGGAGGAGCAAUGGGCAUUUAUGAAGGAACUUGAAAAUUUCUUUAGGGAGAGGAGCAUGGAGUUCAAACCUCCUAAAUUCUAUGGAGAGGGAUUAAAUUGUCUGAAGUUGUGGAGAGCUGUUAUGAGAUUGGGUGGCUAUGAUAAGGUGACUUCAUGCAAGUUGUGGCGGCAAGUGGGAGAAUCCUUCAAACCCCCAAAGACAUGUACAACUGUCUCAUGGACAUUUCGAGGGUUUUAUGAGAAGGCACUUCUUGAUUAUGAAAGACAUAAAACAUGUGGCGGUGAGCUUAGCAUACCCCUUGCUUCCAAUUCAGAGCCCAUGAAUGUUGACAAUCAGCCACCUGGAUCGGGUAGAGCCCGAAGAGAUGCUGCAGCACGUGCAAUGCAGGGUUGGCACUCACAACGUCUGCUUGGUAAUGGAGAAGUUAGUGAUCCUAUCAUUAAGGAUAAGAAUUCUCCAUCUUUACAAAAGCGUGAAAAACAGCUUAAAAGCCUUAGUUUACUCAAACGCAAGAAACCAUCUUACAUGGAACAUGCUGUCAAAGCUGCACGCACCAAAACAUCUAAACCACAAUUGGAUGUAGAGGUGAUUGACCUUGGACCUCCAGCAGAUUGGGUGAAGGUCAAUGUACAGAGAACGAAAGAUUGCUUUGAGGUAUAUGCUUUGGUGCCAGGGCUUCUUCGUGAAGAGCUAAAAACAUUGCUUUCAAACUCAGGUUCGUGUUCAAUCAGAUCCAGCAGGGCGACUGGUCAUCAGUGGUGAGCCUGAGCAUCCUGAAAAUCCUUGGGGUGUUACCCCCUUCAGAAAGGUGGUUAGCUUACCCUCGAGGAUUGACCCACAUCAAACUUCAGCUGUGGUCACCCUGCAUGGACAACUAUUUGUUCGUGUCCCAUAUGAGCAGUCAGAGUAGAUAGGAGUUUAAUUUAACAAAUGUCUUGUGUCCAUUCCCCCCCCAGAAUCCCACAUUUUCAGUUUUGAACUCUGAUGCAUGCGACUUCUAAUAGAUGGUAGAUUAUUAAAGUUUCUUAAUGUUUAGCUAGGAGGCUUUUCAUAUAUAGCUCUUUCGUUUUCCAUUUACUUUUUCUUACGCCUUUGUUAGGCAGCUGUUUCCAUGUUACUCGCAUAUGGUAGACUUUGUAGGCUAAUGUUUUUUUACAAUUAGUUUUCUUCCACAUGUUAUUACCAUUUCAAAUGAGUCACAAAACGUGUAAUGGAUGUCGGUUUGCAACGAGUCCAAUUGUAGCCCGUAAUGGAUGUGGUUUUGUAUCAUGGUUAUUAAAGCGUACUUUCUACCUGUUUAAACCUAAAA
This is a messenger RNA of Manihot esculenta (cassava), 2672 nucleotides long. RefSeq names its product AT-rich interactive domain-containing protein 6. The transcript has 13 exons. Gene Ontology annotation, molecular function: DNA binding. The record is from RefSeq and is a predicted model, not a curated record. Gene Ontology annotation, biological process: regulation of transcription by RNA polymerase II. Gene Ontology annotation, cellular component: nucleus. Lineage: Eukaryota; Viridiplantae; Streptophyta; Magnoliopsida; Malpighiales; Euphorbiaceae. Bases 191 to 2125 code for a protein of 644 amino acids.